Cryptomeria japonica (Japanese cedar) is the source of this 858-nucleotide messenger RNA. Its product is annotated as ankyrin repeat-containing protein ITN1-like. Gene Ontology annotation, molecular function: protein phosphatase regulator activity; protein phosphatase 1 binding. NCBI's taxonomy places the organism in Eukaryota, Viridiplantae, Streptophyta, Pinopsida, Cupressales, Cupressaceae. The record is from RefSeq and is a predicted model, not a curated record. The coding region runs from base 91 to 858 and encodes 255 amino acids. Gene Ontology annotation, cellular component: plasma membrane. The transcript has 2 exons.
UGUAAGCCACAUGGUAGUGCUCUUCUUGGAUCGUCGAAGUUGCUCAGUUCCGUGCAAUUUUAUGCAAUCAUAACCAUAAAUUGGGAGAGGAUGGGGAAGGAAAAACAGUGGGAAGUAAUGGACUCGAGAGUUUUUGAGGCUGCCCAUUUGGGAAAUAUCAAUGCCAUUCAACAUUUAAUAGACGAGAGUGCUGAUGUUUUGGAGCAAGUCACCAGUUCCAGCCAGAAUUCAGUUCUUCAUGUGGCUGCAAGAGCUGGACAGACAGAAUUUGUGUCUGAAAUUUUGAGAAUCAAACCUGAAAUUUUAUCCUACGUCAAUAGUAAGCGGGAUACUGCCCUGCACGAAGCUGCAAGAGAAGGACAUUUGGCUGUUGUGAAGGUGUUGUUGGACAAAGACCAACGCAUUGUUUACAAGGUUAAUCAGGAUUAUGAAACGGCCCUCUUUGUUGCUUGCAAGGAAGGCCACAUUAAUGUGGUUAAUGACUUGAUUCAAGUCGCUUCCUUGCUUGCCCUCGACUCCGAAAAACCAGACGAGCGGACCUCUCUUCAUGCUGCAUCAACUAGAGGACACGCAGACAUUGUAAAGGAGCUGAUUAAGGCGAGACCUGGGCUCGUUGGAAAAGUGGACAAGCAAGGAAGCAGCCCGUUGCAUUCAGCUGCACCACACGGCUAUCUGGAAGUAACGAGAGCGUUGUUAACAGCCGACCCGGAGAUUUGCUACAUGCUCGAUGGCUCUGGAAGGUCGGCUCUCCAUAUCGCAGCAAUGAAAGGACGGCUCAGCGUUGUUCAUGAAAUACUGUCCUUCAGGCCCGACUCUGCCGACGUGCUCUCCACACCGUCGCCUUCAAAGUAUUUGUAA